AACUCGUCUUCUAGAGCUACUUCCCUCCAUCGCUUCUAAUGGAUUUCUUCCCUUUGGACUUCUAGAUGGGGGAUUGAAGCGUCCUCCUGUUAACGAGUCUCUUCGUGACAGCAUUUGUUUUGAUGUUGUUUCCGAUAUUCACUUAGCAUUACGAAGAAGAAAAAUCAUUCUUAAAUAAGAUAAGCAAAAUGUGUGAUCAGAGUGGUAGUUCAAACUAUUCACCGUGGAAUACUGAUUUUUACCACCAGUAUUUGCAACAACAUGCUAGACUGACUGAAUGGAUACUAAACCUGCAUCAGAAUCUUCCACAGACAUGGCCGAAUCCUUUAGAUCAUCAAAAUCAUGUUUGUCAUCAUAAUCAUCAUCAAAAUCAUGUUUGUUGUCAUAAUCAUCAUCAAAAUCAUGUUUGUCAUCAUAAUCAACAUCAGCCUGUUUCACAAGGUGUAAAUUAUAUUCCUCAUCAAAGACAUCAUUAUCAACAUCAAAGGCGACCAUAUAUUCGGCGCAGAAAUACCAGACAAAAUUCGCGUCAUGAUUCUCAUCACAGAAUUGGUAAUGGUAAUGAAUAUGAUGCAGCCAGUGUUGAAUAUGUUGGUGAUAAUGGAAAUUAUGUACAGGAAGAAGAUAAUGAAAAUGGUGUAUUGGAGAAAGAUAAUGAAAAUGAUGCAGCAGAAGAACAUGAUGAAGAUGAUGAUUCGGAGGGUGAAUGGGUUUUUAAUAUUGAACCAUUGAUGGCUUUCAGAGCUGAAAAUGAGAAAGAGGUAGAAGAAGACACCAAAAGUGAAGCAAGUAUCGUACUUAUAGAUGCAGUUUUGGAUGAAAACUUUGAAUUUAUUCAGCUGGAUGAUGCUGGACAGAUGCAGAAAGUGUGUGACAGACCCAGUACUAUUGAUGCAAAAGAUGAUCUUGAUUAUGAUAAGUCAACAAGGACUUUUUUAUAUGGAGAUAGAGCUGAUAGGAUUGCUGGGCUUGAAACGUCUUUGGAAAUAAUGUUUGAUCACAUCAGUGACCUGCACGAGCCAAUUGUAUAUCCUCUUGUUUAAUUCACACACUGAAAUCUGUUAUAAUGGGGUUUUUUUGAUAAUUUUCUAGUUCUGUAUUUUUGCUUUUCAUAUUCAUGUUUAGUUACUACAUUAAAAAGGUACUUUGUUUUGCA
Molecule: messenger RNA, 1156 nt
Organism: Argiope bruennichi
Lineage: Eukaryota; Metazoa; Arthropoda; Arachnida; Araneae; Araneidae
Exons: 5
Coding region: 189-1043 (284 amino acids)
Source: RefSeq, a predicted model, not a curated record